Messenger RNA from Odobenus rosmarus divergens (Pacific walrus), 1488 nucleotides. RefSeq names its product DDB1 and CUL4 associated factor 4 (gene DCAF4). Gene Ontology annotation, molecular function: protein binding. Gene Ontology annotation, cellular component: Cul4-RING E3 ubiquitin ligase complex. The record is from RefSeq and is a predicted model, not a curated record. NCBI's taxonomy places the organism in Eukaryota, Metazoa, Chordata, Mammalia, Carnivora, Odobenidae. The coding region runs from base 1 to 1488 and encodes 495 amino acids. The transcript is spliced from 13 exons.
AUGCAUAAAAACAGCUGGCAGAAUAGAAGACAUGGGAGAAGGAGCAACCAGCAGAACCCUCGGUUCAGACAACAGGGUUCUGAUGAGAGGGGUAACUCAGUGACACGGCAAAGCUCACAGGAUUCUGGCCACGUCGGCGAUGACGAGGCCCCAUCGACCUCAUCCGGCACAGCUGGGAGUACCUCCGUGCCAGAUCUGCCAGGGUAUUACUUUGACCCUGAAAAGAAACGAUACUUCCGCUUGCUCCCUGGACAUAACAACUGCAACCCCCUCACAAAGGAGGGCAUCCGGCAGAAGGAAAUGGAAAGCAAAAGGCUGCAGCUGCUGGAGGAAGAAGACAAGCAGAAAAAGGUGGCCAGAAUGGGCUUUAAUGCGUCUUCAUUGCUACAGAAAAGCAAGCUCGGUUUUCUCAAUGUCACCAGUUACUGCCGUUUAGCUCAUGAGCUGCGAGUGAGCUGCAUGCAGAGGAAAAAGGUCCAGAUUCAGAGCUCGGAUCCCUCCGCUUUGGCAAGCGACCGAUUUAACCUCAUACUGGCAGAUACCAACAGUGACCGGCUCUUCACAGUGAAUGAUGUCAAAGUCGGAGGCUCCAAGUAUGGCGUCAUCAGCCUGCGAGGUCUGAAGGCCCCCUCACUCAAGGUGCAUAUGCACGAAAACCUCUACUUCACCAACCGGAAGGUAAACUCUGUGUGCUGGGCCUCGCUGAAUCACCUGGAUUCCCACAUUCUGCUCUGUCUCAUGGGCAUCGCAGAGACUCCGGGCUGCGCCACCCUGCUCCCAGCAUCACUGUUCGUCAGUAGUCAUCCAGCAGGAGACCGGCCUGGCAUGCUCUGCAGUUUCCGGAUCCCUGGGGCCUGGUCCUGUGCGUGGUCCCUCAACAUUCAGGCGAAUAACUGCUUCAGCACAGGCUUAUCUCGGCGGGUCCUAGUGACCAACGUGGUGACAGGACACCGGCAGUCCUUUGGGACCAGCAGUGAUGUCUUGGCCCAGCAGUUUGCUCUCAUGGCUCCUUUGCUGUUUAAUGGCUGUCGUUCUGGGGAGAUCUUUGCCAUAGAUCUGCGUUGUCGAAAUCAGGGCAAGGGCUGGAAGGCCACCCGCCUUUUCCACGACUCAGCAGUGACCUCUGUGCAAAUCCUCCAAGAAGAGCAAAACCUGAUGGCGUCCGACAUGGCGGGAACGAUCAAGCUGUGGGACCUGAGGACCACCAAGUGUAUAAGGCAGUAUGAAGGUCAUGUGAAUGAGUACGCCUACCUGCCCCUGCACGUGCACGAGGGAGAAGGAAUUGUGGUGGCAGUGGGCCAGGACUGCUACACAAGAAUCUGGAGCUUCCAUGACGCCUGCCUGCUCAGAACCAUACCCUCCCCACACCCCACCUCCAAGGCUGACAUCCCCAGUGUGGCCUUCUCUUCUCGGCUUGGGGGUUUCCGGGGAGCCCCAGGGCUGCUUAUGGCCGUCCAGCAGGACCUUUACUGUUUCUCCUACACCUAA